AUGAAUAUUUUGGAUGAUGAAGAUGACCAAAGCUUUCACGCUACGCGUGACGGCUACUCCCAUUUGAGCAAUGUCGAAUGGGAUGCGGUUGAACGGAUGGGUUCAACCAUGGGCAUCCAUGCUGUUAGCGUCAUGCUAGAGGCUCUCAAUAGAGACGCCCAACAUGCUACUAUCGCCAAGUUCAUUCAAAAUGAACUUGACGCUGAACGCGAGAAAGUAGCCUUGCUUGACCAACAAGGAUCUCAACAAUCAGAGUUGUUGAGAGAACAGGGUGCUCAACAGUUUGAACUGUUGAGACAGCAGCAGGCUGCUGCUGGUGGUUCGAUGCACUCGCGUCGACCCGAGACCUUGAAGAUUGACAUCUCCAAGUAUAGGGGAGUCGAAGAGGACUCCCUCUUGAGAUGGUUUGUCGAAUUAGACGACGCCAUAAGGGCGCGUCGCAUCGACGAUGGGGAAAUGCAAGUUGCAUUUGCCCAGUCCAAUCUGGCAGGACGUGCCAAGACUUGGGCACUGGGGCUCAAGUUGCACGACCCAUAUGCGUUUGGGUCGUUAGAAGUCUUCAAGUCGCGGCUCAGACAAACGUUUGAACCGCCUAGAGCUGAGUUCAGAGCUCAAACUGAACUCUUGAAGCUCAAGCAAGGUAAGCGUGAUGUGCACGCUUACGCACAACAUAUACGACACCUCACGAGUUGUAUAAGUUCCAACCCGGUUGAUGAACACACGUUGGUUUCGGUGUUCAUGCAGGGUCUUGCGGAUGGUCCCGUCAAGACUCACCUGUUCCGGCUUGAACUAGAUUCACUAGAACAAGCCAUUUCCAUUGCGGAACAGGAAGACUUCAGUCUGAGACAGGCUCGCGCCAGCUCGACAUCAUAUCGUCAACCGAGACGAUAUGACAACGGAGGUCCAGAGCCGAUGGAACUCUGUUAUGUAGAGAGCGAGAAGGCUCGCUCUACUAGACUACAAGAAGUUGCAGAAAUGCAACAGAUGUCAGAAGACAGGACACUACGCUUAUGA
Peronospora matthiolae is the source of this 1014-nucleotide messenger RNA. The record is from the annotation of a GenBank genome assembly. NCBI's taxonomy places the organism in Eukaryota, Oomycota, Peronosporomycetes, Peronosporales, Peronosporaceae.